AUGGCCGAACCAACACCGAAAAUCGACGACGGGGAGGCGACGAACGAAUCCACAGCCCAACAGCCGACUGCUACCGUACCGGCAGUGGAUGCUGACGAGGGAAAGGAGAAGACCGAGUAUAAGACUACAAUUGAACAACCGGCAGCAGAAUCCAGCGUCGCCGUCGCCGACUCAGAUCUCAAGGGCAAGGAGAAGGACGAAACGCCGAAGCCGCGAGAGGGCGAUUCAUUGUCGAUAGGGCCUACUGAGCCACCGGCACCCGUCCCUGAGGCUGACGCUAACACCGUCGAGGCGCCGGUCUGCGCCAUCACGCUGCUACUCCCCACUGGCGCCCGCCACCCGUACCGGAUCGAUGAAAAGUACCUCGCCAAGCGGAGCGUUGAGAUGCCGGAUGUGACGGAAUCCGGGGUGCGCGACCCAUUUAGCAUCUCCAUCUAUAAACUGAAGGAGUUGAUUUUGCGGGAGUGGCGGGAGGAGUGGGAGGGUAAACCGGCGAGCCCGAGUAGCAUUAGGUUGAUCCAUUUCGGAAAACUGCUGGAUGAUAAGGAGCAAUUGAAAAAAUACCAGUUUAGCCACGACAGUCCAAACAUCCUUCACAUGUCGGUGCGACCACCUGAGAUGAUGGAGGAAGAGGAGACGAGCAAGAGCAAGAGUCACGGCCGUGAGGGGCGGAAUCGUGACGGCGGUAAUGGCUGCUGUGUUAUCCUCUAA
Dichotomopilus funicola is the source of this 711-nucleotide messenger RNA. RefSeq names its product ubiquitin-related domain-containing protein. The record is from RefSeq and is a predicted model, not a curated record. The transcript is spliced from 2 exons. Lineage: Eukaryota; Fungi; Ascomycota; Sordariomycetes; Sordariales; Chaetomiaceae. The coding region runs from base 1 to 711 and encodes 236 amino acids.